Xenopus laevis (African clawed frog) is the source of this 3504-nucleotide messenger RNA. It is a transcript of the gene thbs3.L, whose product is annotated as thrombospondin 3 L homeolog. Gene Ontology annotation, biological process: cell adhesion. The record is from RefSeq and is marked provisional. Gene Ontology annotation, cellular component: sarcoplasmic reticulum; thrombospondin complex; extracellular region. Gene Ontology annotation, molecular function: heparin binding; calcium ion binding. NCBI's taxonomy places the organism in Eukaryota, Metazoa, Chordata, Amphibia, Anura, Pipidae.
GAUGUGUGGGAGUCACUGACACCUCUGUGUGCGUGUGAGCCGGGACUGCGUGCAACGGGGAGCCCAGGAUGGGGAGACAGGACCCAACGAGGCGACAUUUCCUACUGCUGCUACUGCUUCUUCUCUCCUGCUUCUUCUGCUGGGCACAGUCAUCCAGGCAAGAUGUGCACGUUAUCGACCUCCUGACGGUCAGCGAGUCCCGGCACAUGUCCGGUGUGGUGGAAAAGAUUCGCUCUGAGCUGCUGGGUGUCAAUGACCUCUACUUUCUCUCCACCUUCCGGCUGCCCCCCAAGGCAGGAGGGGUCCUGUUUGGUCUCUACUCUAAGAAGGAUAACACCAAAUGGCUGGAGGCCUCCAUAGUGGGCAAGAUCAACAAAGUGCUAGUGCGUUACAUGAGGGAAGACUCCAAGCUCCAUGCAGUCAGUUUACAGAAUGCCAACCUGUCGGAUGGAAACAUGCACACUAUGAUUCUGCGUGUGAGCGGCUUCCGGGGGGACACACUCUCAUUGGAACUGUAUGUAGACUGCAAGCAGGUGGACACCAGCAUGGGGCUUCCAGAAAUGAUGAUCAUUCCCCAGUUUGAGGUGGAGUCGGGGGAUAUCCGCUCUGGACACAAAGCCUACCUAAGGAUGCAGGGAUCUGUGGAGUCCAUGAAACUGAUCCUUGGUGGGUCCCUGAGUCGUGUGGGAGCACUAAGUGAGUGCCCUUUCCAAGAAGAUGAGUCCAUUCAUAAUACAGUCAACGGAGUGGUUAAUUCUAUCCUUGGUGAGCACACGAAAGCUUUGAUCACUCAAAUGACUCUCUUCAAUAAAGUCUUAGCAGAGCUGAGAGAGGACAUACGAGACCAGGUUAAAGAGAUGUCACUAAUCAGGAAUACCAUCAUGGAAUGCCAAGUGUGCGGGUUCCAUGAGCACCGCUCCCGCUGUAACCCCAAUCCCUGCUUCCCAGGGGUAGACUGUAUGGAAACAUAUGAGUACCCAGGGUAUCGCUGUGGCCCCUGCCCAACUGGAUCCCAGGGCAAUGGCACCUACUGUGCUGACAUAGAUGAGUGCUCUCAUGCCAACCCUUGUUUCUCUGGCUCAAAAUGCAUCAACACAUCACCAGGUUUCCGCUGCGAGCACUGCCCACGAGGGUACAAGGGCAACACUGUGUCUGGGGUGGGAGUGGACUAUGCCAAAGCCAGUAAACAGGUUUGCAAAGACAUUGAUGAAUGUAAUGAUGGAAACAAUGGAGGAUGUGAUGCCAACUCCAUCUGCACCAACACUGUGGGAUCAUUCAGAUGUGGCCCUUGCAAGCCUGGCUUUGUGGGUAAUCAGACAGUAGGAUGCGUCCCUAAAAAAUCCUGUGCCAGCCCAGCCUUCAACCCGUGCCAUGUGAAUGGACAUUGUGUUUUUGAGAGGAACGGAGACAUCACAUGCGCAUGUAACGUUGGCUGGGCAGGGAAUGGGUACACGUGUGGCCGAGACACGGAUCUGGAUGGAUACCCAGAUGAGCCAAUGCCGUGUAUAGACAACAAUAAGCACUGCAGGCAGGACAACUGCCGCUCGACGCCCAACUCUGGGCAAGAAGAUGCCGACAAUGAUGGGAUUGGGGACCAGUGUGAUGAAGAUGCAGAUGGGGACGGGAUCAAGAACGUUGAGGAUAACUGCCGACUUGUCCCAAACAAGGACCAGCAGAACUCGGACACUGACUCUUUUGGCGACGCUUGUGAUAAUUGCCCCAAUGUGCCCAAUAAUGACCAGAAGGACACGGAUGCUAACGGGGAAGGAGAUGCGUGUGACAAUGACAUUGAUGGCGAUGGGAUCCCCAAUAUGCUGGACAACUGCCCCAAAGUGCCCAAUCCCCUGCAGACAGAUCGAGACCUCGAUGGGGUGGGGGAUGCAUGUGACAGUUGCCCGGAGGCCAGUAACCCCACACAGGCAGAUGCAGACAGCGAUUUGGUUGGAGAUAUGUGCGAUACCAAUCAGGACAGGGAUGGAGAUGGCCACCAGGACACCAAAGACAACUGCCCGGAUAUCCCCAACAGCUCCCAGUUAGACUCAGAUAAUGAUGGGAAAGGGGAUGAGUGUGACCAAGAUGAUGAUAAUGAUGGAAUCCCCGAUUACAUCCCCCCAGGACCAGACAAUUGCCGGCUGAUACACAACCCCAACCAGAAGGACUCAGACGGGGACGGCGUUGGGGAUGUGUGCGAGGAAGACUUCGAUAAUGAUACCGUCAUCGACCCCCUGGAUGUCUGUCCUGAAAGUGCGGAAGUCACUCUCACCGAUUUCAGAGCCUAUCAGACUGUUAUCUUAGACCCCGAGGGGGAUGCUCAGAUAGACCCUAAUUGGGUUGUGCUGAAUCAGGGGAUGGAGAUUGUUCAGACGAUGAACAGUGACCCCGGCUUGGCAGUUGGUUACACGGCCUUCAACGGGGUGGACUUUGAGGGGACAUUCCAUGUAAAUACUGUGACCGAUGAUGACUAUGCUGGCUUCAUCUUCAGCUAUCAGGACAGCUCCAGCUUUUAUGUGGUAAUGUGGAAACAGACAGAGCAGACCUACUGGCAGGCAACCCCAUUCCGAGCUGUAGCAGAGCCUGGACUACAACUGAAGGCUGUGAAAUCCACAACAGGCCCAGGCGAGCAGCUGCGCAAUGCCCUAUGGAACACCGGCCACACUCAAGACCAGGUUCGUUUGCUAUGGAAGGACCCUCGUAACGUUGGCUGGAAGGACAAGACUUCUUAUCGCUGGCAGCUCAUGCAUAGACCCCAAGUGGGCUACAUCAGGGUAAAGCUGUAUGAAGGAGUUGACCUGGUGGCUGAUUCUGGAGUUAUCAUAGAUACAACUAUGAGAGGGGGAAGAUUGGGGGUCUUCUGCUUCUCCCAGGAAAACAUCAUUUGGUCCAAUUUACAGUACCGGUGUAAUGACACAAUUCCAGAAGACUUUGAACCAUACCGACGACUUCUACUGGAUGGGAAAAAUUAAGAAACAUACAGACCCUUGAAAACUCAGACCAAUAUUCUGAUCCACAAACUGCUAGUAUGUGGCCAAAUAAUACGAAAACCAUACCCAACUCAAAGAAAUCAGUGGAUACCCAAAAGGCAGCAUCUUAUGAAUUGCUGGGCUGUUACAAAGCCCAGUCAAUCCCAACCCAAAUUCAGUUCUAGUAGCUUAUGUAAGAGGCUGGAAGUAGAUACUGUAUGGUUGGCUGGGGUAAGUUAUUAGUCAAUAUACUGAUAAGUUGGAAAGUUCCUGCACACAGCGCUGUUACAAAAAGAACCCUACCUGCACAUUUUACUGGAAUUGUGUAAAUUGCACCAAGAAUUGUCCUUACCUGUGACUUGUGGCAUGAAUGGUCUCAGAAUGAAGUUGCACAAGGUCUUCUGGUGUCAUCCUCUAAUUGGCCCCAAAGUACAUCAAAACCUGAAGAUCUGUUCCACCUAUUUGUCACACCACCCCUUUCCCUACACAAUGCUUCCAUGUCAGCUUGUGAAACCGGAUGGUCCUUUAUAAAAAUAUAAAUGUU